This is a messenger RNA of Drosophila willistoni, 1254 nucleotides long. RefSeq lists its product as uncharacterized. The record is from RefSeq and is a predicted model, not a curated record. NCBI's taxonomy places the organism in Eukaryota, Metazoa, Arthropoda, Insecta, Diptera, Drosophilidae. The coding region runs from base 40 to 321 and encodes 93 amino acids. The transcript is spliced from 2 exons.
AAAAUGGAAUGACAAUUUCAUUUUAUUUAGUUUGAAAAUAUGUUUCGUUUGCUACUCUGUGAGUUGUUACUUUUGCUGGCUUUGGCCUCAACUCUAGAUGAACGAGAAUACGAUGUUAAAGUGGCUCCCAUUAGCACCAGCAAAGUUAAACGACCUCUUUACUCUUGGCCUCGUUUGUUGGCCCAAUUGCGUAGAGCCUUUAGUACAGAAACCACUUCAACUUCCACUCCUUUACCCAGACUAAGAACAACUUCAACGCCAGCUCCCACAUUAGAGUUCUAUGGAGCUCUAAAUCCCAUAUAUCAAACAGGACAAUUUUAAUAUAAUAAACUAAUUAAAAUUAACAUUUAUUUGUACUAAGUGUAGAAAAGAGAUAAGAAAUGAUGUUGGUAUUUAGAAUUUGUUGAAAAGUCCUUUGAAACUGCCAAGACCGCCACCAAAGCCAUGUCCUAGGCCACCGAAACCGCCGCCAAAACCAUGUCCCAAGCCGCCAAAGCCUCCCUUCAGACCGCCCAGACCGCCGCCAAGUCCUCCAAAUUUGCCACCAAAAUCAAAGCCUCCUAGUCCACGUGUGACGCGUUGAAGAUCAGCUUCUGCCACCUGCUCGUUAUCUGCCGUAUGAGGUUCAUCCAAUUCCAGAUCCAAAAGAUUUAUUUGCUCUACCGGCAAUGCUUGACUGGGCAAGAUCAUCACCGUCAAGAUCAGGAUGCACAAUGUAUAAAAGAAUUUCAUUUUCUUUGGUGAUUUGGUUUGUAAAUUUUUGGUUACUCUUGGUUGUUGGUCAGACAAAUUUGAUGCCAUUAGCCCUGGUAACUAACGUUUUUAUAGUCAUUUUUGGGUUGCCUUCUUCUCUCUCUCUAGCUAUGGGCUCGUGCGUCCAACUGUUAAUUGUUAGAGUCAAUAAAAUAUGUGACUUCUUCUUUUCUUUUGCAACAUUUACUUUCAUUCAUCUGUCCGAUUUUUGUUAGAUUUUUGGGUUGGGUCUCGCCAUGAUCUUCCCUCAUAUUGACACAGACGCAAAGUCAUAGCCAUGCCUGGUGCCUCGCCGGUUACAUCAUAUUUACAUAUUUAUUUAGUAUUUACCAAGUUGUUACCAUAUUUUUGGUCAUGAAAUGGCAAAUGACCUUAAAGUGCGUGUAUGUAUGAUCAGUUGAAACCAGUUUUUGGAUUAUUAGCUCCUGUGCUAAACAAAACGUGACAGGAUUUGAUGACGUUAAUGCCACAAAACUUAAGUUUAAAAAUAAUAACAUCUGU